This is a messenger RNA of Mercenaria mercenaria, 2824 nucleotides long. Its product is annotated as outer dense fiber protein 3-like. The transcript has 6 exons. Gene Ontology annotation, cellular component: cytoskeleton. NCBI's taxonomy places the organism in Eukaryota, Metazoa, Mollusca, Bivalvia, Venerida, Veneridae. The record is from RefSeq and is a predicted model, not a curated record. Bases 179 to 934 code for a protein of 251 amino acids.
CGACGACUGCAACAAAUCUGAAUUGUUUGAUUGGUUAGUUAUACCCACGUGGUGUCUGCAGUUGACGUCUCCAUGUUUAUUUGACAACCUUUGGGUUAGGGGUUUACAGUAAAUUAAUUGUUCCCAUUUGUGAUCUUGGUCAAUUAUUCCAAGAUUAAGGAAUUGAGUGUGAACAAUCAUGGUGUAUAAUUAUACUAAACCGAGGGGGCCAAUUGCUGCCAUGUACAGCAGCCCCGGCCCAUGUUACGCCCUUCCUGGACUUGUAGGACAGAAAACUCAUGACCCAAGAAGUGAACAUAACAAAGGACCAGCUUAUCCAUUCGGUGUUCGUCAUGGUAAAUUUAAGGAUGACUGCAGUCCCGGCCCGUGCUACUAUCCUUCUCCAAAAUAUUCAAGAGUUGGGCCAGAUGGUACCCCACACUACUCCCUGUAUGAUCGUAUAGUAGAUAAGGUACCAUACAAAGCGCCCGGACCAGGUGCUUAUAAACCAGAAGCAGCAGGACAGUCAUCCCAUUUUAAGCAUCCAGAAUAUUCUUUCGGAAUGAGACAUAGAAACAGACGUACUGACAAUACACCAGCUGCCAAUAGUUACACUUUACCAAAUAUGAUUGGUAGAACCGCACAGAGCAGCAAACAGCAGGCCCCAUGCUACUCAUUAACUGGCCGUUCUAAAGUAGGAGCAUUUAGUGAGGAUUUGGCCAAGACUCCAGGUCCAGGCACCUACAACACAACGGAACCACAGAUUUACAAGGACAAGUCACCUCACUACAGUAUGACCAGUCGUAACCCAAUGCCGGGCGACACAACCCAGAAACCAGGUCCAGGAGCCCACUCACCAGAAAACGUUUAUAUACAUAAGAGAAAAGCGCCCAACUUCAGUUUUGGUAUCAGGCAUUCACAGUAUACGGCACCACUUAUUGUGGGAGCAGAUUAAAUGGAUAAAUUUGUAACGUAUAUUUGCAUAAACGACAAGCUCCUCAGCCCAGCUUUGGCAUCCGUCACACCCAGUAUAUGGCUCCUUUAAUCGUUGAAGUUAGAGAUUAAAUGUAUUCAGAUUUAGAAUCAACUGACAUUUUUUCAAAAGCCUUUGUGAACACUGGUUAUUUAUUACAACAGAAAAAAGUGAUUUUUCAUUCUUUUCAGAACAUAUGUAUUAGUUUAUAUAUUUUAUGAUAACAUUUUGUAUAGUCAUGGAGUGAUAACCAUUACUUUUGCUAUAAUGCUUGCAUUUUCUAAUAAAUGAUAAAACGUUAGAAUGCUUGGUGUUAAUAUGUGGCAUAGUUUUUAUAUGAAGUACUGUCAGUGUUGCAAUUUUUUAUGACUUUUAUAUCAACUGAAAUUUAAAAAGGAAAAUAAAAAAAUGUAAGUUUUCAGAUUGUCUCGCCGCUUGUUAAAUAUUAUGUAAAUUUCCCAAUACUUUCGGUAUAUCAAUUGGAAAGAAAUUGCUAUGAAAAAUUGCAGCACCUGGUAAUGUGCUAAUGGUUGCUUGUUUAUGCUUUUUUUUUUUCUGAGGGAUUUGAGACCUAGAAUCAUGUGUUAUAAAAGAAAUUUCACCAGUAGUUUGGUUUUUUCUUUAUAAGUCUGAUAACUAAAUGUUCUCGUGCGUGACUUACCUGUGAUAUCUUGUUUGACGACAAGUAAUCCGCUUGCAGUCCAUGACAUAAAUGUGGACAAAGAAAAGUAACUUCCCACAUAGAAGUAUUAUUUAUGAAAGGGUAUUUGAAUGUGUCUGGAAGAUUGAGAGUAUUUUUAUACUGUUGUAAUAUACUUUUCAUUUUUCAGUAUAUUUUAUGAUACAUAUGUAUUGUCUCACUAAAUUGUGCUCCUUAUUUAAAAUACUGGCACAUUUCAUGUGAAAAAAAAAACUUCUGUUAAGCAGGGAUUUUAAACAGCAUUACACACACAUUAAGUAUUUCCAAAGUAUUACACAUUUUUAUGUUUUGUUUCCAAGACUGUACAUACUAGCAUGUCAAAGAAUAGUAUUACAACUUUUCUGUAUUUCAUAAUGAAGGCAGUUUUGGUACAAAAUAAUUUUAAGUGACUAUAGAAGUAGGUACAUUCUAGGUAUUUUUGUACACAUUUGGAUUAGUAAUAACCUUCUUUUUGAGUAUAUACACAUUUUACCAAGUUGUUUUUCUUUUUUAUUAUACAUAUAAUAUACAUGCUAUCUGUUAUAUAUUGUUAUAAUUCAUAAUUUCCGUCCAAGUAUACAUUGUUGUCAAAUAUUUUAAUUAUCACUUGUAUACUAAAAGUUUGAUACUGAAACGGUGUCAGACUUGAGGUGUAUAAAGUGAUAAAAUCACAGUAUUUUUGAUAAUGUUUCACGAAAGCUAAUCAGUAUUUGUUCUAUUUUGAAUGUAGUAUUAUCUAUCCAUACAAUCCUGUCUAGUUUCUUUUAUUUUCUUGCUCAAAUCUGUGAUAAAUGUUGACUUGUUAGAUGAUAAAUUUUUUCAUUUUUGCAUCAUGCAAAAGUUUUCUUGGAAGCAUAAUAUUUUCUAUAAUCUUAGUCUUUUGUCUUUGGUUUCAAGGAAAAAUUUCUGUUUUCGAAACUUUAAGUAGAAAUUUUCCAUUAACCUUCCAAAGCAUGUCCAUACAUUCUAUAUAUAAUCAUAAAAUCAUUUUUAUCUCAAAAAAGUUUGGUUACAUUUUUUCUAUAUAUACAAGGUGCAAAUUACGUUUUUGGUCAGUGAAAGAAAUCCCAUAGAACAAACUAAAUGUUGAAAAAUAUAUUUUAUAGUUUUAGCUGAACUUAUGGUUUAACAUGUGAUCAUCAUACAUGUAUAUGUAGUGAGUCUAACAAUAAAGUGUCUGAUGUUAUAUAUAA